AACUCAAACUCAAACUCAAACUCCUCUUUUCUUAAUUCUUCCUUUCUUUCUUAUAUUCUCUCUCUCUCUUUCCAUUUCUAAAACCCCAUCGGCCAUCAGAGAAUUCUAGAUGCUCACAUCAUCAACCACCAAUUAACUAUUGCCAUUCUUUUUCAUCCAUCACCUUACAACAAUCCACAAAUAUUUUAAACAAAGUCCAUUUUCUUUUUCAUUUUAUAUUAUUUUAUAUUAUUUCUUCACAAACUCACCCACACCUCUCUCUAUUUAUGCAGUUAUAGUUAUAAAACUCUACAACAUCCUUCUCUGUUUCAGGUCAACAUAAAAGUCCUCUUUUUCUCUGUUCUUGUUCUUCUUCUUCUGAACACAUGGUGAGUUCUAUCUCACAAGGUCUUGUUCUCACCACAGCUAUGCUUGUAUCAAGCACUGUUCUUUAUCUUGCUUUCUCAAGGCAAAAGAUUCACGGGGGGAAUCCUGAUUCUCAUGAUGAUGACUCUUCUAACAAACAAAUCUUACGCUCUUGCUUAUAUUCAGAGGAAAAGAAAAGGGAGAGAAAGAUGAUGAAGAAGAAGAAGAAGAAGAAGAAAGUUCAAUUUGCGGAUAAUGUGAAGGAAGCAAUAGAAACGAGUGAGUUGGGUAUGAAAGAACAGAGGAAACAAAACAGAGUAUCGAGCAAUUGCAGACAUCAAACCCCUGAAAUUCGUAGAAUUCCAGAGAACAGAAUCGCUUUGUAUAACGGAAUUUUGAGAGACAGAGUACAUAGAAUGGAAUGCUCUUAUUGAUCGAACACUGUACAUUUGUGUGGGGACUUAAUACAAGAACAUGGGACACAGGUUGUUCAGGACAUCAGAUGAACCUCUCUCUCUCUCUUUCUCUCUCUGUGUCUGUGUGUGUUCUUUUUAUUUAUUUAUUUUUAUAUUUUCGUUUCAAAUUUAGUUUUGUGGUGAGGGUGUUAACACACAAGAGAAAAAAGAAAAAAAAGAAAAAAAAAGUCUUGAAGAUCUUGUGGUUGUAGAUGCUGGACUUUGUCCAACUCGUGGUUUUUUUUUUAUUGAGUUAUCAAAUAUUGGCCAAAGUUUUGUUUUCUUCGAAA
This is a messenger RNA of Gastrolobium bilobum, 1090 nucleotides long. RefSeq lists its product as uncharacterized. The transcript has 2 exons. Bases 366 to 779 code for a protein of 137 amino acids. The record is from RefSeq and is a predicted model, not a curated record. Lineage: Eukaryota; Viridiplantae; Streptophyta; Magnoliopsida; Fabales; Fabaceae.